Australozyma saopauloensis is the source of this 2463-nucleotide messenger RNA. It is a transcript of the gene VPS27, whose product is annotated as ESCRT-0 subunit protein. The coding region runs from base 1 to 2463 and encodes 820 amino acids. Gene Ontology annotation, molecular function: ubiquitin binding; phosphatidylinositol-3-phosphate binding; metal ion binding. The transcript has a single exon. NCBI's taxonomy places the organism in Eukaryota, Fungi, Ascomycota, Pichiomycetes, Serinales, Metschnikowiaceae. Gene Ontology annotation, cellular component: ESCRT-0 complex. The record is from RefSeq and is a predicted model, not a curated record. Gene Ontology annotation, biological process: protein targeting to vacuole; protein transport to vacuole involved in ubiquitin-dependent protein catabolic process via the multivesicular body sorting pathway.
AUGAUAACUUAUCUUAGCUCCGAUUGCAUUAUCUUUGAUUUUCCCUCAGAUAUUCUAUUUUUCGCUCUAAUCUUUCACACACUGCACUAUCUCCACACUCUGCAUAGUACAAGGGGCGCUGUCAGAUUACUGACUACUAUCUAUAACUCCACCUUCUUCUUCCUCCAAUCCACCAAAAAUAUGUCAUGGUUUGGCAGCUCUGAUCCAGUGGCCGAUUUGGAUGCCAAAAUCGAAGAGGCCACAUCGGAAUCAAUUCCCAAUGGCGAGUUAGAUGUCGCUAUCGCUCUAGAGAUCACCGACGAAAUCAGGAGCAAGAAAGUGCAACCGAAGCAGGCAAUGAGAUGUUUGAAGAAAAGACUCACCAAAAUUUACACCAAUCCCAAUUUGCUUGCUUCCACACUCAAAUUGUGUGACAUGUGUGUCAAGAAUGGCGGUAGUCACUUCUUAGUAGAGAUCAACUCCAAGGAAUUCAUUGACUACUUAGUGGAGGUAAUUUUCAAGGUUCACUAUGAUACAAAAAACUAUAGGGUUUAUUCGCAUACAGCCAAAAUGAAGGCAGGAGAACAGAUUUUGACGCUCGUUCAGGAAUGGGCUGCUUACUUUGAGAAGAGUGGCAAGGCUAGUUACUUGGAUCGAGUUCUCACAAACUUGCGCACCCAGGGGUACGAAUUCCCACCACUUGAUCCCCUGAUAAGUUCUGUAGCUGCCAAUUUUGUCGAUUCACAGGCACCGCCGGAUUGGAUCGACGGCAAGGAGUGUAUGAUCUGUUACACUCCGUUUUCUGUAAUGAACAGAAAACAUCACUGUAGAGCAUGUGGUGGAGUGUUUUGUCAGACACACUCUGCCAACAAUAUCCCAUUGGUUUCGUUGGGUAUCUUGCUUCCAGUAAGGGUAUGUGAUGAUUGCAAUCAAAUUCACAAGGGUAGUGGUUCCAAGCAACCAUCCCACCCAAGAAGCCGAGCUGCUUUGCCAAACACACACCCAGGAACUGGCGGGGAGGAUGAUGAUGAUGAAUUGAAGAGAGCCAUUGAACUAAGCUUGCAAGAGUCUCUGGUGCCACAAUCAUUUGCUCGACCUGCAGUUCCGCCUCCUGUUGUCCAAUCUUCCAAUGGUGAUGAAGAUCUCGAUGAAGAUUUGAAGGCCGCAAUCAAGGCCAGUUUGGAAGACUAUCAAGAUGCUGACAGCUCUCCAUUCAAAGACCCACCAGAAGCUGCCGAGGCUAGCCGAGAGCCAAUUCCGAAUUUGUAUCUGAACCUCAUGCCCUUUGAUGCAAAUGCGUAUUCCAACAGCCAAGACCAGCCGUCCUACAAUUCUUCGACAUAUGAUCGUCAACCUUCUCAAAGUAACGAGUAUAACGCAGCACAAUUUUCUCCCCAUACACAACAAUCGAUAACGCGUCAGGUUGCCCCACCGAAGCCAGAGAAAUUGACAGAACAAGAUGAAGAGAACAUCAAUUUAUUUGUUCAGCUCAUGAACGGUAUAAAGAAUGAUCGUUUCAAGCAGGCUAAUAUUCUCAACGACCAGAAUUUAAAUGAUUUACACGGUAAGGUAGUGCGUUUGAAACCCAAACUCAAUCGCUCUCUCAGAGACUCCAUAGACAAGUACGAGUACUUCUUGGAGAUGAACAACAAAAUUAGCACUAUCACGAGACUCUACGAUCAAUUUUUGGAGAACAUGCUCAACAAUGCUUACAGUAGGCACUCCAUUGCUCAACCCUCGAAUUACUACAGCCCCUAUCCUCCAACGUCAGAUCCAGAACUCCAACAGCCCGAGCAUACUGGUGGCAUGAACCGCGAUUACAGGCGCGAAAACCAAUAUCAAUCAACGUACUUCCAAAGCCCGCAAGAAACAGGUCAGCAAACCCAACAUUGGAACCAACAACAUCUACAACGGCAGCAGCUCCAUCAGGAUUCUUCAGAGAGAUUUGUUGGUCAGCAGGAGCUUUAUCCAAAUGGCUCAGGUCAAUUCAUUGAGCAAAAUUCAGAGGAGUCCGUACCUAAUGGAAAACCUCUUCCUUCAAUUGAAAAACACAACACGGCGCCUUACUCUGUCUCCGAAUUGAAUCCCUCUGACAUAAAAAUUGCAGAUUCUGGUAGACAAAGAAGCGAUUCAAUGUAUCCUGUCAACUCAGAAAUGUAUCCGAAGCUUCCAAGUCCCACAUAUGGUUUACCAGAAAGCAAUAACAUCCCUACUAAUUACACUGGUUCGUAUCCACAAGAGCCUUCAAGCCCUCCGGACGAGGACAGCGAUGUUGAUGAAACUGAGAGCGUAUCCAGUCGAUUCCCUCCGCUUGAGAAUCAAUAUGAAGCGGACGAACCCACCGAGCCCGCUGCGCGAGAACAUGCAUCAAUGCGUUUCCCUAGCUUAAAUCGUAUAGAGCAGGUUCAAUCUGCGACUGAGACGAGCGGUGUUCCGCUGGCGCCAAAACAGAGGGCAGAGCCUGAACCACUUAUUGAGCUAUAA